Molecule: messenger RNA, 2951 nt
Organism: Thamnophis sirtalis
Lineage: Eukaryota; Metazoa; Chordata; Lepidosauria; Squamata; Natricidae
Source: RefSeq, a predicted model, not a curated record
UUUUGAAAAAAGAGUAAGAGAUAUAGUCCACAAAGCUUUUUGGGAUUGCUUGGAAGCACAGUUAAAGGAAAAACCUCCAUCAUAUGAUCAUGCAAUUAAACUUGUAGGAGAAGUUAAAGAGACUCUCUUGUCUUUUUUGCUGCCUGGCCAUACUCGAUUAAGGAAUCAGAUUACUGAAGCUCUUGAUCUGGAGCUGAUAAAGCAGGAGGCUGAGAAUGAUGCCCUUGACAUUUCGAAGCUGGCAGAAUUCAUCAUUGGAAUGAUGGGGACACUCUGUGCUCCAUCGAGAGAUGAAGAAAUCCAGAAGUUGAAAGACAUUCGUGAAAUUGUUCCCCUGUUCAGAGCAAUUUUCUCUGUGUUGGAUUUGAUGAAAAUGGACAUGGCUAAUUUUGCUGUCACUAGCAUUAGGCCACAUUUAAUGCAGCAGUCAGUAGAAUAUGAAAGAAAGAAAUUUCAGGAACUGUAUGAAAAACAGCCAAAUUCCUUAGAUUUUGUGACUGAAUGGCUGCAAGAAGCCAUGGUUGAUCUACAAUCCAAAGUUGACUGUGCUAGUAAUAAUGAUGCUGCCUCUGCCAGUAGAAUUCCGGCACUGAGUCCUGUUGCUGUACAAAAUCAUGCAUAUAUCCAACUACUCAAGUGGAAUCAUCUGCAGAAGCCUUUUCCAGAAACUGUCUUAAUGGACCAAAGCCGUUUCCAGGAAAUGCAGCUGGAUUUGGACCAGCUUAUUCUAAUUGGUGCUAUUCUUCUGGUCACAUUCAAUGCAUCAGGCACAGCUCUUUCUGAUUUGCCAGCUUUUACGAAGGAACUCAAAAUGGCUAUCCAAGUAUUGCUGACAGGGCUACACCUUCCUUCCUUCAACUUGGAUGAAACUUUGGCUGUCGUAAGUGAAAAGAUUUGUGCUGAAGUUAACAGUUGCCUUUCCCAGCAUGGCUUCACACCAUUUACAUCUGAAAAAGUGAUUGUGCUUAAAGGACAAAUCCAGGCUCUUGCCAAUCCUGAUAAUGCUAUAUGCAAACUGAUAGAUUCAAGGAUCCAGUUGUUUUUAGAGAAUUACCUUGCUUGUCAUCAGAAAUCACCACCUCCUGUGAUUGGUGGAUUGGGGCCUAUUCAGAGAGAGCUGGAGGAGAUUGCUAUCAAGUAUAUUCGCCUUGUUGACUACAACAAGCUGGUUUUCAGUCCUUAUUAUGAUGAAAUUCUCAGCAAAAUAAUGAAUAAAGAGUUUUCUUAGCUGUGAAGAAAAUUGAAAAAUGCCAGGUCCACUUGUAUGCAGUCCCUCAACAAUAGGGCUUCAGUGUAGGGCCAGAAGGCUGUUUUAGUCUGCUUUUAUUCUUUUUUUGUCAAAAUUGUAGGGCUGGAAAACGAAAGAUUCCUCUAGAGACUAGUUGUUCAUUUAGGAUCCCUACAAUCAGUCAUGCCAUGCUCUACACUGUUCUGGGUCACCUCUCCCUACAACAGCCCACAGCUAUUCAGAGACUUCUCUUUAAAACAUUACCUGGGGCAGAUAUAUUCAUGCAUUUAGGGUAAAAUGCAGUAUCUCAAGAAUCGUGCUGAUCAUAUACUCCAAUUGGACUUUUUACAGAAGUCCCCAGCAUGGUUGGCUUGCAUCACCUCAUUCCACUUGUUCCUUUCAGACAGUAGUUUAGGAUUACAGAUAAAUUUAGGAAUCAAGUGAUUUGCUGUAUUCUGUCAAAGCAGAAUCAUACAUGGAAAAAAAUUGUGAAUCUAUGCUUGGAUAUUAUCGCUGGCUUAUUGUGGUUACCUUUCACCUAUUGAAAAAAUGUUUAAAGAAAUAGCUUUCCAAACACGUUUCCAAAUAAUUUAAUAACAGUGAUUAUUAUGUUAAAAUAUACAUAUUUUGGCUUGGUAUAUAACUUAUAAUAUAAUAAUAAUAUUAUAAUAUAACUUACAAUGGCCAUUGGCAACAUAUAAGGAUAAUUAUAAAAAGCAUCCUGUUUGCAUAACUCAAGUAUAUGCUAACAGGUUCAAAUAUAUGUGUGUUUGUGUGUGUGUGUGUGUGUGUGUGUAUUAUUUACAUACAUACAUAUACAUACGUACACAUACAUAUAGUUCUUAAAGCCUAUUCUAAAAUCUGCAACUUACAAAUUCCACAUAUUCAGCAUUUGAAUAUUGGUAGUUAAAGCACUUUAUAUAUAUUCUGCAAGUCAAGACUCUUUUGUGUUUCUGUGAGCCAUGGUUUUCUACAGCAUUUGUUUCUGUACCUGCAGAUACUUGGUCAAAAUCAUAUAUUUUUGUAGAGUUCCAGUUCUUUAUUUCCCUAUUCAUAAGAAUGCGGUUCUGUGGACUCAAAGAAGUGUUUUUGACUUGUGAGAACUCUUUUGAAAAGAGCGGUUUUUUAGUUUUCUAUUAAUGUAGAUUUUCUUUGCAAUAAAUAUGAGACCUUGAAUAAGAAUUUUUCACCAGAUAUAAUGAGAAAAUGUGAUGAAGUUUUAAACAUUAAGAAAGAAAUAAAAAUGAUAAUCUCAGAGAACAAUUAAAUAAUUUCCUAGUUUCUUAGUUUUCUAUUAAUGAAGUAUAAAAUGCUACUAAAUACAAGCAAACCUUUAUAAACUGAAGCAGUUGAGGAAGAUAAUUCCACUGAAUGUUACUGAAUAUCAUUUACACAAAAGUUUGGGAUUAAAAGAAAAUACAGAUUAAAGUCCUAGCUUGUAUCCUCCUUGCCAGUGAAAAUAUGAAACUUCCAGUUCAAUUGCAAUUUUAGUUGCAAAUAUUGGCAUUAGUGUGCUCAUCUAUCUUGGUCAGGGAUGUCAAACUCGAUUUCAUUGAGGCCCGCAUUAGGGUUGUGUUUGACUUGGACCAGGGUGGGCCUGGCUAGAGUGGGCAUAGCCAGCUCGACGUGGCUCAUGAUGUGUGGAGGCACGAGCACUCUGCCAGUGAAAAUGGGCUCCUGAGCUCCAUUUUUUGCUGCAAUGGCCUCCUGCAAUCCUCUGCCA